CAUUUGAUGGCCGAGGCGCCCGCGAAUGCCCCCUCGCACCGUUCCCUGCCCGUCCCGACGUCCGCCGCCCUCCUGGCCCCCCACGCCCACCACCCGACGUCGCCCCAGUCCCCCGAGGAGCAUUUUCAGCGCCCCAAUUUCCUCUUGUGGCAGCGCAGCGCCGAGGACAGCGAUGAGCCCACCCAUUCGCCCCCCGUGGCCCCCGGCUGGUUCCACGAGUUCCAGCGGACGGUGGAGCGCCGUGAGGAGUUUGUACAGCCGGGGUAUGUGCAGCAGCCACCGGGGCGGGGGUACGCGCGACGCGAUAGUCUGGAGAGUGUCUCGGAGGAGCUGCUGGAUGAGCGGAUCCUCCAGGAACCGUAUAGUGCCGUGCGCGUGGGGGAGGAGGGUCCGCCGAAUUUCUUCCAUCACCUGGAGCCCGAUGAUUAUUCCUACGAUGAGAACGUGGUGAAGGCCAAGUUUAUUGGCAAUUACCUCAUGGGAGAAUGUAUUGGAGAAGGCUCUUAUGCCAAAGUCAAGGAGGUCCUGCACGUGACCAGUCUGCAGCGGUACGCCGUCAAGAUCUUCUCGCCCAACAAACUCAAACGCAUCCCCAACGGCCUGCAGAACGUGAAAACGGAGAUCGGCAUCCUGCGGCGUCUGACGCACCGCAGUGUGUGCGGCCUGCGGGAAGUGGUGCGCAAGCAAUCCAAGAAUAAGACCUACAUGAUCAUCGAACUGGGCGUGUGCACCAUCAGCGAUCUGGCCAAGGAGUUCCCGCAGCAGCGCCUGCCGCUCUUCAAAGUCCACUAUUACUUUUUGCAGCUGAUGCACGGUCUGGCGUACUGUCAUUCGCAGGGCGUCAUCCAUAAGGACAUCAAGCCCAGUAAUCUGGUGGUGACCACGUGUGAUGUCCUGAAGAUUAUCGAUUUCGGCGUUGCUGAACAGAUUUCCCCCUACGCCGCCACGGAUGAGAUUGUCAGCAGUCAAGGUUCGCCGGCCGUGCAGUCGCCGGAAGUGGCGGAAGGCGUGGAGACGUUCUCCGGUGAGAAGCUGGACGUGUGGUCGUCGGGCGUGACGCUGUUCAACAUGGCGGUCGGCCGGUUCCCCUUCGAGGAGGAGACCGUGUACGAGCUGUUUGCCAGUAUUUGUGAGCGUGCUCACACCAUUCCCAAAGAUGUCCGUGAUGCCGAGCCCGAUCUGUGUGCCCUCGUGGACGGGUGUCUGGCCAAGAAGGAAUGUGAUAGGUUAACGAUCAACGGCAUCCUGCACCACGGCUGGAUCCGCCGCAACCAUCCCUGCCCCAAGAUCGCCGCCAGUCAGGAGCGCAUCGACCGCAAACUCUCCCGCUCCUCCGCCACCUUCCUCCCCUUCAUCCAGGCGCACUACCACUACGCGGACGCCGCGGGGGAGCACGCGCCCAACGGCGGCCUGGAGGCGGGGCACGGGACGCCCAAUGGGACGCCGCGGCCGGUGUCCCCGGCGGCGACCCUCCCGGAGGAGCCCGACAUGGUCAAGGAGGACUGUGCGACGCCGUUGCGGCGCUGGAAAGUGUGCCGGAUGCAUUGAACCGGGGCAAAGGUCACGGGGACCCUCGGUGUGGAGGGUGGGGGUGUGUUGAUUUUCCCCUGGAAGUUUUUUCUCUGUGGUGAUUUCACGGCGCGGACGGUGUUGGUUUUUGGGCGGGGCGCGCUUUUUUUGUGGAUAUGCGCAGUUGUUUUUUGCUGCUGUGGUUGCGAAUGUGUAUUUUACUGUAUGUUUUGCGCAUGGGACGCGCGCUCUGGGUUUUUUGGGAUGUUUUUGAAAUUUUGGAGUUUUUGGAUUCUUGUGUAUUGGACCGGAUGUGUGCCGCGAUGCGUGGCGAAGCUUGAUUGUGAAGAAAAAGUUUGAAGUAUUAAUAUUUAAA
This is a messenger RNA of Paramacrobiotus metropolitanus, 1885 nucleotides long. RefSeq names its product serine/threonine-protein kinase STK11-like. Gene Ontology annotation, molecular function: protein serine/threonine kinase activity; ATP binding. Gene Ontology annotation, cellular component: cytoplasm. Lineage: Eukaryota; Metazoa; Tardigrada; Eutardigrada; Parachela; Macrobiotidae. The transcript has 4 exons. Gene Ontology annotation, biological process: protein phosphorylation; intracellular signal transduction. Bases 7 to 1548 code for a protein of 513 amino acids. The record is from RefSeq and is a predicted model, not a curated record.